Paralichthys olivaceus (Japanese flounder) is the source of this 2094-nucleotide messenger RNA. Its product is annotated as paralemmin-1-like. Gene Ontology annotation, biological process: regulation of cell shape. Gene Ontology annotation, cellular component: membrane. Lineage: Eukaryota; Metazoa; Chordata; Actinopteri; Pleuronectiformes; Paralichthyidae. The record is from RefSeq and is a predicted model, not a curated record.
UUGUAUUAAAAAGCGGGUGUAACCCACCAUCAGAAGUGCAGUACUCUCAGAACGAGAAAGUACAGCAGUGGCUUCAGUUCACAACAACCUGCUUUUUUAUAUUUGGGACUAAUUGAAGACUUUUUGUUUUGCUCGCGAGAGGGAUCAUUUUCACCUGCAGAGACUUCGACGAGAAGAGAAGAAGCUGAGGAGGGUGAAUGAAGACGGCCCAGAAACAGUGUGUUACAGUGAACAAACCGAAAGUCAAGAGACGCCCGAGGUCGAGGAGGAAGAGGCAGCUGAUGCCAGAGAAGAGGAGCAAGCGUCUGAAGGAGAAAACAAAGAGUGUGUGAACUGUGCAGCUGCAGCAGCAACACACAGCCACUAUCAGUGAGUGAGAAGAGGUUGAUGAUUACGUCUCCAGUCAAAUGGCGAAGAGGAUGUUUCAUGAGAGUGGGGACGAUGGCCGAUCAGUCAUGGGAAUGUUGGCAGUGCAGGUGGAGAGGGACCCAAAGACAGGGGCCACCGUCGUCAGAUCAGUGGCGCCGACAUCGGCUGGUGCCGAAAGGGUCCACACGGUCUUCGACGAUGGCAGGAAGAGCAUCCACACUGUGGGCGGGUCAGGAGGUCAACCCUCGACCGAAGAGCUCGGGCAGAUCCUGAGCGUCAUCGACGGGGUCGGGAUGGAAGCGCUGCUGGAUGAAGUCACGGUCGUUCCGAAGAUGACGGAGGUGAAGACUGAGAAUGUCGAAGCGUCCGGGAUCCCGCAGGAAAAACUGUGUUUUUCCACCAGUCAGGCCGCGUCAAAGGACGACAGCGUGCCGUUAGACAGAAGCUACGACUUAGAGGCUGAGCGGAGCGUAGCGGGCGGCGCUGUGAGCGUGGGGAGCGAUGCAAAAGAUGACAUCAUGGCACUUGGAGACAUGGGAAUAAAUGACGUCGACGAUCAGAGGUUGAAGGAAGGCCCAGUGACCCUCUUGUUCCUGGGAUACACUGACACCACAUCUGGCCAAGACGCCAACCAAGAGGGCGAUGAAGGCAUGCUCACUGCGGAGCGAGUCAUGAUCACCGAGGAUGGAGAGGAAUACGUCUUAGGACCCGAAACAUCUGCUGCAACUCCGUCAGAAUCAAACAAGGCGGCAGAGCGGGAGGAAGCGAGAGAGUUUCAGGACGUUCCACUGGACGGAGCUGGAGGCGGGGCUAAAGUCCAGAGCGGGGACAGCGACAGAGGGCUGCGUAAAUCACCAUCACCCAGUAAAGCAGAGAGAGAAGGUUCAUCCAAGCCCAAGAGAUGCCAGUGCUGCUCCGUCAUGUGAGAGAAAGACUCACUGGACUUAAUCAGGAGGUUUGUUGUGUUUCAUACCACUUUGCCUUUUUAUUACACCACUGCUGCUUUAACCAUCAUUUCUAUGAGUGCACAGCUGCAUGAACUAUUAUCUAACACGGUGGUCUGAGCCUCCAGCUCCUCACUUCAUCAAAGAUCGAGAGCGUCAGGAUGUUUUAAGACUUUUGAAGAGGUGUGAUUAAAGAUCCACUUCCACCCCCUGGUGGACAAAGUCGAGCAUUUCAAUAUGCCAUCCUGCAGCUGUGCUGAUACGUCUUACCUCAAGUGACCCUUCUUUUUCUCUGCCUUGGGAUUUGUCAUUUGCCUUAACAGCCAGAAAUAUUCCAUAUGUUUAAAAGGUGCUUCCUCCGGGAACUGGAAAAACCAAAGAGGACGGGGGAGAGGACAAAUAUUUGCAGUUUGCAGCAUGAAGAUGAGACGAAUCAUGGUCUCAAUGAAGUUUGUAUUCUACAAUCUAACACAAGUUUUACAUGUUAACGUUUUUAAGUCCGCCUCUGAUCUAAAAAAAAAUAUGUGCUUCAUAUUUCUUCUCCAGAGUUGGUUGUGGAGUUAUGGAAGAGCUUUAUCAAAAUCAGCCAGAACAUAUAUACUUAAGCAAUGUUGUUAUAGGCAACAGCAUCAGAGUCUGGGAUGAUAUAACUAAAUAUCAGGGAAGGAGAAGUGUGAAACCUUCAACUGUCUCUUGUGGUUCGAUGUCCUGACUUCACUGAAAGCACCGGUUCACAGGCGUUCAUCUUAUUCAGCUUAUUAAAAAUAUAUGGUUGUGUCGA